This is a messenger RNA of Punica granatum (pomegranate), 1208 nucleotides long. Lineage: Eukaryota; Viridiplantae; Streptophyta; Magnoliopsida; Myrtales; Lythraceae. The record is from RefSeq and is a predicted model, not a curated record.
ACUUCACAUCAACGACCUUCCUUCCAGAAGACAAGUCUCUUCCUCUCUUUCUCUCUCUCCUCACUAUUUCCUCUCCAUUUAUAUUCUCAUCGAGGACUAGCCUAGAUAGAUUUGCGAUCAUCGGUCGACGAAUCCAUCACUAGACAAUGGAUUUCGGUUCUGGGUCACGUAAAACUGCCAAAAGUUAUGCAGCUUACGGGACCCAAGAUGGCACGGGAUUCACCAAAUUUGGCAAUGAGCCGAGAGCCAAUGGUGAACGUUCGGGAACUUUUACUCCGCCCUUGUGGAAGAGUACUAGCCCGCCGACCGGACCAGAAGACUGCCAUGACCAAUACCGAAGUCUCUCACCAACAUCAAGAACCCAAUUAAUCGCGCAAGGCCAGAUGGAGCUAAUGGAGAAGAUAAGGAGCAUGCCCGAGUCGUACUACGAGCUCUCCCUGAGAGACAUCGUUGAGGACUCGAAGAAGAGCCAAGAGGAUGGUGCUUCUCGAGAGAGGAGGAAUGAUGGUCCCGAUGAGGAAAACAUGAUGAGCAGAAGCGGGAGCUGGAAUAAGAGGCAGAACAGUAGGAAGAGCUAUCUCGAUGCGAAUGCGAAUAUGGUGAGAAGCGGGAGCAUAGACAAUGGCGGGUUCUUGCUGAAGAUGGUCUUCCCGGCCUCUUCCUUGGUUUCAAAGCAAAAGAGGAAGAACAGCUCAUCAACAGCUACGAGUGGCAGCCUGAAGAUGUCUCCUAGGCCGGCCUUAAGUGACGGACCUGUAAAGGGUCUUGAUAAGGAAUGGUGGAAGAAGUUCUCAGCCUCGGGUAAGGUUGAACACGGGAUCGUGGACGGCGACUCCGGGAGCAUGAAGAGCAGCGGUAGCAGCAGCAGCAACAGUAAGAAUGAUAGAAACGGAAGAGAGGAGGCGAACGUAGGCUGCUGGUCAUUCUUCCGAAAGAAGAAGGGUGCAUCGCCGAAAAAGUGAAGAGCUUGACAGCAGAACAUCAAGAGAUUUAUAAAAUCAAAAGUCAAUAACGUGAUGUACUUAAUGUGCGUAGAUGUCCGUAUAUGUUUCCGAAAACAUCCUAUUAAAAGAGUUUGUAAUAUAUGUCGAUCGUUUAUCAGAGUCACUUUGGAUGACAGAUGCUUGCUGGGAUAUAUAUGUGUUUAAGCAGCAUCCUGUAACUGCAGAUCAUUCAGUUUGAUUGUUUCGACAACCAGUUUCUUCGAA